AUGCCCUGCCCCCUGGAAGAAGGGUGGCCAGGAAGGGCCUUUUUGGGGCUGGCCCGUUCCGAGGUGCAUGUGGCCGGAGAGCCGCGCGGGGAAGCCCUGGGAUCCAUGCUGGGAUGGCCCAGCAGACAUCCGUUGAGCGGGCCAGCCCUCCCACAAGCCAUGGCCCUGGUUGGCCAAGCAGCAGCAGAGCUGGAGAUGGAGGAUCCUGUGGUUUUGUGGAAGUUCCCGGAGGACUUUGGAGAUCAGGUUAGACAUGCAAUCCUCCAGAGUAUACCUAAAUUCUGCUUUCCUUUUGACAUUACAAGGGUAACGCAAGUUGGACAGCAUUUUACUUUUGUGCUUACUGACAUUGAAAGCAAGCAAAGAUUUGGAUUUUGUCGUUUAACAUCAGGAGGCAAAGUGUGCCUGUGCAUUCUAAGCUAUUUGCCAUGGUUUGAGAUGUACUACAAACUUUUAAAUACACUGGCAGAAUAUUUAGCUAAAGAACAGGAAGCUGACUUGAAUGAUUUAUUAGAAACAUGGUAUAACCAUUCUGUGCCAGAGGCAAAUACUCCUAUCAGCUUAAAUUUGCAUUCAUACUUUAUUACUCCUGAUUUAACUGGAUUACCAACUGUUCCUGAAAGUAGAAAUCUUACUGAAUAUUUUGUUGCUGUGGAUGUGAAUAACAUGCUUCAACUUUAUGCCAGCAUGUUGCAUGAGAGACGCAUCAUUAUUACCUCCAGCAAGCUAAGCACUUUAACUGCUUGUGUUCAUGGAUCAGCUGCAUUGCUAUAUCCAAUGUACUGGCAGCAUAUAUACAUCCCGGUGCUCCCACCACAUCUCCUGGACUAUUGCUGUGCACCAAUGCCUUAUUUAAUUGGAGUUCAUUUCAGUUUAAUGGAGAGAGUCAAAAGUAAAUCACUGGAGGAUGUGGUGAUGCUAAAUGUUGACACAAAUACAUUGGAAACACCAUUUAAUGACCUGAGCAAUCUACCAAGUGAAGUGGUCUCGGCCCUGAAAAAUCAACUGAAGAAGCAGUCCACAGCUACUGGUGAUGGAGUAGCCAGGGCGUUCCUUAGAGCUCAGGUGGCCUUGUUUGGUUCCUACAGAGAUGCACUAAGAUACAAACCUGGAGAGCCUAUCAUUUUCUGUGAGGAAAGCUUCAUCAAGCAUCAUUCCAGUUUUACUAAAUAUUUUCUGGAAACUGCAGUGAAUCUCCAACUUUUUAAACAGUUUAUUGAAGGUCGACUUGCAAAGCUAAAUGCAGGAAAAGGAUUCUCCGAUAUUUUUGAAGAAGAAAUCUCAUCGGGAAGUGGAGGAAAUUUAAGAACAUACCAUCAGUGGAUGCAUACUGUGAAGAAAGGAGGAGCCUUGAUCAACACAGCAGUGAACAAAGCUACUCCAGCUGUGAAAACAGCAUACCAAUAUGCAAAAAAUCAUGCAAAACAGGGAAUAAAAGAGGUGAAGAGUAAGUUGAAACACAAGGAAAGAGAAGAUGGCUAUGGAAUUUGUAGCUCAGGUUUUGCACAAUACGCUCCAUUCUGUACCGUUCCUAAUUCUCCAAGAGAGAACACAGAAAAAAGGCGACUUGCACAGAAUGAGAUUCAGCAGAGCACAUGGAAUCAUACCGAAGUUCAGGCACCCAGCAUUCCUCUUUUUCUUCUGUUUUUGCCUUUUGCAGGAAAUUCUACACAAUGCUAGGGCACCAUUGAGCUCUAUCUAGCAAUUUAAGUAAUGUGAAUAAAAUAUUGUAUGUGACAGAUGUCAUGCAGAGUAACAGUGAGCAGUGUUGAAUCGACAGUUUGGUAGUCUGCUUUAGUUUAAGCUUCCUCAUAAAAAAAAGGUAAAUUCAGUCAAUUAGCACAGUGUUUUAGACAAAAGAAAGCAUAAUCCAUAGAUGUGCUUGGCUCUGUUAGUUUUUGUUUGAAGAGACAAUCUUUUGUCUUUCCUUGUCAAUUAUGAUCCAUCUAUAUUGCAGCCUGCAUAUCUUUUAAUUAAAAAUAGAAAAUAUAGGCUGCACAAAAUUACGAGACUGCCCUCUAGUGGUAUAAGUGACUUUUCAGAAAUGAUGUAAAAUAAUUCUUCAUACACAGAUAGUCCUAUAUCUAUUUAAAAGCCAGUCAAAAACAAAACAAUGUUUUAAAAAAGCUUAUAAUAAUUUUUCAGCAAUUGCUUUCCCUGUUUAUCUAGUAUAAUCUUGAGAUGUCAAUCCCAUUCUAGGCUUUCUAGCAUUGAUUUUUCAAACUGUUUUUUCCCAGUUGAUGCAAACCAUAUCUUCUAACAUAGGGAAAGGAAGGGGUUACUUUUCGAUAAGCUCAAGUGAAACCACAUCCUUCUAGUUGAGCGCAAGAGUUGGUGAGAUUCAUUGGUUCCUGAACAUUGGACUGUAGGAACUCCAUUAUUGAUCGAUAAAUAAUAGUGUCCUUCCUGACCAAUUACAUAUUUUUAAUUUCUUUUUCUAAUAUGAAAAUAUGAUAUAUCCACAUAAUAAUAUGAAAUAUCUUGUUUAUUUAUUACUAUUACUUGUUACUAUUAACCAAGUAAGAUUUGAAACUCUUAAGGAUGGUGGUAGCAAAAGGUGGAUUACAAGAGCAUAGAGGUUCUUUCUCUAUUUAAACCAAGGGCAGGCCACUAUUUGACAGCCAAAAGGGAAGCAGUAGUACAAUGACAUCAUAUUGAGAUGAGAGGCUGGGUUUUUCUGCAGCAGUUUGAAAAGGGUUUUCUUCUUCUUCUUCUUCUCGCCUUUCUCAUGUGUUAUUCCUACUUGAUGGCUUACAUGCCAUCUUUAUUUUAUUUCCAUUUUAUGUGCAUCUCUGUUGUACAGUAUUUUGCAGCAAAAUCUUAUUAGCAUGAUUUCUAUGAGGCCAUAAAAGAGUUUGAAGGCAGUAAAGGGAUAACAAACAGCCACUGAUUUAAAGCUAAUAAAUGUUUUCAAAGAUGGGGUAGAGGUGGGAAGUAGCAGUUGAUUUUAUUUUUAUAUGCAUAUAUGUAUAUAUACAUACAUGCAUAUGCAUACAUGCACAUGCAUGCCUGCAUGCAUACACACACAAACAUCAUACUGAUUUUUUUUUUAAAAAAUCAGACUGAAUUCCAUAAAAUCUUGCAUAAAAUUAAUUAUCUACAUUUUGUCAUACAUUUAUGGUCUUCUUAAAAAAAUUCGUUUGGUAAUGGGUUGGACCUACCAGUAAUUAUUUUUAGAGUAGAUAACAAUGAAAUCACUGUGAUGUGUGUGGGAAUCAUUUGUCACACACUUAAAAGAAAUAGCUUGAGUCUACAUCUUGAUAUUACUAAAAGAAGCAACAGAUACAAAUGCUCCGUUGUAGUCUUUAAAAAGAAAUCACUUCUAUUCCUUCAAAUACAAUCACUGGGAGAAAGAGGCACAACAAUUUGAAUGUGGAUUACAAUAUAAUUAGAAUUUAUAUUUGAUUUAAAACAUAGCAGCUACUCAACACCUUAUAUAAUGCUUUUCUACAAUAAAUCAGAAUUUUCUGUAUCCUUGUUAUAUCUGUUCAUUUUCUACAGUCUAGUUUGCUGGAAAGAAUUCUGAUACAAAUUAACUGUAAUAGACAAAGGCCUUAUUGAUUUAAUUGGUUCUGCUUAAAAUGUAAUCAACUCUAAUCUACUUUUCAAAAAAAUUUUAUAAUUCAGUAUAAGAAAUGAAUAUGUCUAUUACUUUCCAUUCAUUUUUAUGAAUUAAGGCUGCUAAUGUUAAUUUCUGCUUUUUCUCAUAAAAAUAACAUUCUAAAAGGAUUUCCUUUCAUUUUAGCCAAUUUUAUAGAUAAAUAAAUCAUUCUAAUUCUGUGUAGGAAUAGUCCAAUACCAAUAAACAUCCUAUUUUAUCAUAAGAGAUAAAACCAGCAAAUUCAGCCUUAAUCUUCCCUCUAUCGUAUUAGAUACAGCUUUUUUAUUAACAAAAUUUUAUUAAAUUUAUAUAGGUGAGGAAAAAUAGGAAAAAUUCAG
Crotalus tigris (Tiger rattlesnake) is the source of this 3939-nucleotide messenger RNA. It is a transcript of the gene DENND1B, whose product is annotated as DENN domain containing 1B. Gene Ontology annotation, molecular function: phosphatidylinositol phosphate binding; guanyl-nucleotide exchange factor activity. The record is from RefSeq and is a predicted model, not a curated record. The transcript has 19 exons. Bases 1 to 1680 code for a protein of 559 amino acids. Gene Ontology annotation, biological process: endocytic recycling; endocytosis. Gene Ontology annotation, cellular component: intracellular membrane-bounded organelle; cytosol; nuclear speck. NCBI's taxonomy places the organism in Eukaryota, Metazoa, Chordata, Lepidosauria, Squamata, Viperidae.